Messenger RNA from Armigeres subalbatus, 1856 nucleotides. RefSeq names its product juvenile hormone esterase-like. The transcript is spliced from 3 exons. The coding region runs from base 69 to 1820 and encodes 583 amino acids. The record is from RefSeq and is a predicted model, not a curated record. NCBI's taxonomy places the organism in Eukaryota, Metazoa, Arthropoda, Insecta, Diptera, Culicidae.
UUGCAUUCCUCCAGAAGCACAGCUCAUUAUUCAUUCAUACCGCAAUCAGCAAAAUAAAAAACCCCACGAUGAACACCGACAAUCAAAAUGUAUUUAAAACGCAAGCCGGUGAUCAGAUAACGCCAUUCAGUCUCGUUGUAUCAGCUGCGACAAUGAUGCGCCUAGCUGCACUUUUCGUUCUUAUCGUUCAUUUUGGUGCUACUUUUACGUUCGCCCGGCCCGAUCAACCGCCCAUCGUGCAAACCGGCCUUGGCAGCAUCCGAGGUACGAUUCUUGAGUCCCGUUUGGGUCGCAAGUUUUACGCCUUCCGUGGUAUCCGAUAUGCGAACGCACCGGUAGGAAAACUUCGUUUCCAACCACCGGAACCCGUCGAUGCUUGGAAUGGAACGUUCGAUGCCACCGAAGAUGGACCGAUGUGCCCACAGCCAGCGUACAAUCGGAGUGAAGUGUCGGAGGAUUGCUUGCGUUUGAAUGUGUACUCGAGUGUGAUUCCGGGUGAGACGAUUCGAAUUGCUCCGAGGGAUGUGCUGGUGUAUAUCCAUCCCGGUGGGUUCUACGUGUUCUCCGGACAGAGUAAGAACAAUGCAGGACCACAGAAUUUGAUGGACCGAGAUGUGGUGCUGGUCACAAUCAACUAUCGAUUGGGAUCGCUUGGUUUCAUGAGUACCGGGACAAAGGAGAGUCCAGGGAAUGCCGGGUUCAAAGAUCAGGUAAUGGCUUUAAAGUGGGUUCGUGAUCACAUCUCCGCGUUUGGAGGGCGGCCAGAUUCGGUAACGUUGAUGGGGUACAGUGCCGGAGCGUUAAGUAAUACAUUGCACAUGGUAUCGCCUAUGUCCAGAGGAUUGUUCCACCGAGUGAUUGUGAUGAGUGCUUCCGGCGUGAGUCAAGUGCAAAUACCAACCAAUCAGAUUAAUUUGGCGAAAAAGCAGGCCGAACUACUGAACUGUAGUACUUCAGAUGUUUCAAAGAUGGUUGGAUGUUUGAGAGAAAAGCCUGUUUCGGAUUACGCCGAUAGUUUAGAAGCGAUGUUUGUUUUGUCUUGGAAUCCCGUUUUGCUCUGGACGGCGGUGAUCGAACCAGAUUUCGGUCAAGAGCGAUUUUUAACCGAAGAUCCAACGGAAUCAUUCCUGAAAGGUAAUUUUAUGAAGGUUCCGGUGAUAGCUGGAAUAACCCAAGACGAGUUUGCUGGACCUGCUGUGGCUUUUCUAAGAAACGAAACACUUAGGAACGAGUUGAAUACUAAUUUCAACGAACUUGCACCGAUGCUUUUCUUAUACGAGGGAUAUCCGAAUCAAUUGGAGAUCACUCGUCAGCUGAGAGAUAAAUUUUUAGGGGAAGAACCUCUUAGCUUGAAUCGUUCAUUGCACGGUUUAAAUUACCUCUUUGCCGACAGUUUGAUAGGUUUUGCAGUCCAUCGUUUCGUACAAUUAGUUUCGCCCCAUACGCCUGUCUACCAGUACAAGUUUUCCUACGUCGGUCGAUACAGUUUUUUCUAUUAUCCUGAAGAAGGGACGCCAUAUGGAGCAGUUCAUCACGACGACCUGCUAUAUCUGCUCUCUAUUCCAUCUGUGGCCCCAAUCUUCAAUACCACCGACCCGGAAAGUAAAACAGUGGAACGCCUCACUCGAAUGUGGACAGCAUUUGCCCAAACCGGUGAUCCGAAUAUGGUUUUGGGAAUAGAAAAACCAAACUGGGUUCCGGUAGCAAAUCAAGAAGACAACUAUCUCAAUAUCGGGGAAGACCUUCAAAUGGAAAAAGGUCUUUUUACUGAACGAUUCUCAUUCUGGGACAAACUCUUUCCGAUACCAGCAAUCCAUUAAUAUUCCUACAACCAAGCAAUAAAUAAUCUCAAAGCA